AUGGCGGGAAUAAAACCAGUCGGCCAAACGACCUCUGCUGUGGAAUACAAUCCCGACCAUGAAAGCCAAUCAAACUCCCAGCUACCACGCCGUUCGUUUCGAUCCUUCAUCUGGGAUACUGAUACUCACUUGAAAUCACCCGAGGAGCGCCGACUGCUGCUCAAGCUCGACGCUGCAAUUCUCAGUAUUGGCUGUCUAGGGUUCUUCAUGAAAUAUUUAGACCAGGGUAACCUUUCAAAUGCUUAUGUAUCAGGGUUACAAGAAGCUCUCUCAAUGUACGGAAAUGAGUAUACAUACGCUGGCACCGCAUACACCGUCGCCUAUGCCGCCAUGCAAAUCCCCAGCACUCUGAUUGUCCAACGGAUUCGACCUAGUAUCUGGCUUUCCGCGAUGGAGGUUGGCUGGGCUAUCUUCACUUUUGCACAGGCUGGAAUGCACAACGUUGGUGAGCUGUAUGCCUUUCGGUUUCUUGUCGGGUUUUUCGAAAGUUCAUUCUUUCCAGUGCUAUUGUAUGUCUUGGGAAGUUGGUAUACAAAGACGGAACUAGCAAAGAGGGUUGCCCUGUUUCAUAUGACAGCACCGCUAGGCUCCGCCUUUGGCGGAUAUCUACAGGCGGCAGUGUAUAAAAAUCUCAAUGAGGCUCAUGGACUGGCUGGAUGGAGGUGGCUUUACAUUGUCUGUGGGUGCAUGACCAUCCCUGUCGGAAUUGCGACAUACUUUCUGCUUCCUGACACUCCGUUUACCACACGUGUCUGGUAUCUCUCGAAGAGCGAACGCGAUCUCGCUGAAGAACGAGUUCGGAAAGCCGGAAAGGCAGCACCGGCGAACAUAAAUAUGGAAACCUUCAAAAGAAUUCUUAGCUCGUGGAAAUGGUACGCUUUCGUUCUAGGAUAUGUGCUAUACGGAUCGUCAUGCGGUAGCGGCAGCUACUUUGCCAUCUGGCUCAAAUCCGAGGGUUUCUCGGUCGUCGAUCGAAACAUCAUCCCAACUGGGACUUCUUUAAUUGGAGCGGCCUGCGUUGUACUCUGGGGGUUCCUCUCAGACUACACGGGUAGUAGAAAUAUUGCUAAUGGAAAGUGUGUCCCAAAGAUUCUUGGACUUAUUCCAAAUGGAAUUCUGGCUGCGUGGCCAUCGAGCAUUCCCCUUAAAGAGUUUGCAUUCCUGACGACGAAUGUCCAGCUUAUGACAGCCGUAUUCUACACCUGGGCCAAUGAAGUAUGUGCCGACAAUAACGAAGAAAGAGCAGUUGUCGUUAGUAGCAUGAAUGGUUUUCAGUACGCUGUGGCCGCCUGGCUACCCAUUGUGAUUUUCCCGCAGACGAUGGCGCCGACUUUUCGUAAGUCAAAUUCGUUUCCGUUUCCAGGCGGAUUUGGUUGA
Molecule: messenger RNA, 1377 nt
Organism: Penicillium canescens
Lineage: Eukaryota; Fungi; Ascomycota; Eurotiomycetes; Eurotiales; Aspergillaceae
Exons: 5
Coding region: 1-1377 (458 amino acids)
Biological process (GO): transmembrane transport
Cellular component (GO): membrane
Molecular function (GO): transmembrane transporter activity
Source: RefSeq, a predicted model, not a curated record